Mercenaria mercenaria is the source of this 2199-nucleotide messenger RNA. RefSeq lists its product as uncharacterized. The record is from RefSeq and is a predicted model, not a curated record. The annotation marks the transcript as partial. Gene Ontology annotation, molecular function: SUMO ligase activity; transcription coregulator activity; zinc ion binding. NCBI's taxonomy places the organism in Eukaryota, Metazoa, Mollusca, Bivalvia, Venerida, Veneridae. Gene Ontology annotation, biological process: protein sumoylation; regulation of transcription by RNA polymerase II. The transcript is spliced from 6 exons.
AUGUCUAGACCAGGGAAUAGUUUGGGAAAAACACGUUUAGUAUCGCCAUGCCGAGGAUCAGACUGUACACACAUUCAGUGUAUGGAUGCACUUACACUACUCAAGAUGAAUGAAGGGCGUCCCCUCUCCAAAAAUAAAUGUUACAUGUGUGAUGAACCUGUUGGCAAUAUAUACAUUGAUGGAUUAUUCUUAGAAAUUCUGUCCUCUGUACCUGAUUCUGUUACUGAAAUAGAAUUCAAACAAGAUGGUUCAUGGAUGUAUGAAGAAAAUGGUACUUAUCAUACAGCCAAAACUUCUUCACCUAUCAGGAACAAGGAACAGACAAGUCCACUGUGUGACGUAGACACCCGAAGCAACUCAACUACCUCUCACAAAGAAUCAGAAAGAGAAGAAGAUAUUUUUGGUGCUAUGAAGUCUCAUUUAUCAAGACUCCAAUCACAAGUAGAUAAACUUGAAUAUCUUUCAAAGCAGCACGAAUCAUUUAAAGAGAAAAUAGAUGACAGUGUAGCUACCGGUGAAGGGGGUAACAAUGCUGUGGUAGAUUUGUUGGAUAAGGAAGGUCCAAACUUAGUUGAUUUGACGAGGGGUAGUAAUCAAGGUCUGUCUGACCAAGCUGGAUGUUAUAUCGAGGAUGUAAAGAAAAUUGUGAUAUAUGACAACAUAAAGAAUGAUAAAGAUGGUGACAGUGUUGUGGUAGAUUUGUUGGAUGGCAAGGUUCAAGAUUAUGUUGAUUUGACAUGUGAUGAUGAGCAAAAAAUGCCAAACCCAACAGAUAAUAUUAGGAUUCGUAGUAAGAAAAAAAAUGGUAAAAAGAAUAAGACAGAAAAGAAAAUUGACAAUAUGAUUGCAAAAAUGCUAAAAAGUUUGAAAAAACCUGAGGAGAAAAGUGUUAGAGAACAGGAGGAUAUGAGCAAUGAUGAUGCAGAAAGUGAUGUUCCUUUUGUUGUAAUUGAAAAUGAUUUAGACACAGUUAAUGAAGAUGAUAUUGUUGAAAUUGAUCUCAGUAAUAGGACAUUGAAGAUAGUGGAAGAUAGUGAUGACAUUAUUAGGUCUUAUAAGGAAGAUGGGACUUCAGCUGAUGCUGAAAUAAGCUUGUCUGGAAAUUGUCAUGUAGCUAAUUUAGUUUUACCAAGUGCUGGUAAACCAUCAGAAAAUCAAGAUAAUGAUGAGUCAGAUGCUAUUGGAAAAGGGCAAAAACCCCAAUUGAAAUCUUAUUCAAGGUCUGACAAUAUCGAGAAAAACUUGAAUGUUGUUACAAAAUGUGAAAAGGAUCUCCUUCAGAAAGACACAGAUAAAGAGACAGCAAGAAAGUUGAAUACUGUGCAGCAUUCCGGGGCUGAAAGUGAAAGCAGUGUCAAACCUAACAGUCAAAAAGGUACUGGAACUGAGUUUCGGUGUGAUAAUGAUGGAAAUACUUCUAAGACUGAAACUGAAAGAAAGAUAGAUAAGAUGUCUACCUCUGAGUAUGAGAUACAUCAUUCGAAAGCCAGAAAAAAUUACAAUAUUCUUAAAUCAGAUGGUACACUGGAUGAACGUGAACAAAGGUUUGGAAUAGACAUGCUAUUGCCAAGUGUUGCACUGAAAGAGGAACAAAUAGAUCCAAAGUUAACAGAUGGAAACAUUGAAAUACACACUGAAAAAGAUGAUACAGGGAUAUAUGGAGAACAAAUAGAUACUGAAAGUGGCAAUUUGGAAACAGACCAAAGCAUAGGCAGUAUUAAAUCAGAAAUUGGUCCAAAUCGUGAACAAGAACACUCAUAUUGUAAGAGAACACCAACAGAAUUGAGAUUAAACUGUGAAAGGACAGGAGAAGGAACAAGUACCUCAAACCCUGGUGUAGGAGUGAGUUUGUCACAAACAGACUGUGAGAUAGGUUGUAUGGAACCAGGCAGAAGAAAGAGAACUAAAAAAUCAGAUGAUGAACCGGUUAUUCCCAACUCGAGGCAUAUGAAAAGGAUUAAAAGGAAACUCAUAGUGGACAAAAGGAAAGAAUUACCUGAGGAACACUUAAUGCAUCAAAUCUUGUUUGAUAGUGCAAUGGUAAAGAAAGAAAUAGAUUUUGCUCCAUCUACCAAGGAAUUAAUGAAAAUUGCAGAAUCUGGAAUAAAAAGAAAAUUGGAAAGAUCAAGCCCUGGUCCAGAUUUAGAAGAUGUUCUUAGAAGACCUUGUUUACCAUUACGAUCAAGUAGGCUACAGAGA